Trichoderma citrinoviride is the source of this 1365-nucleotide messenger RNA. Its product is annotated as Trimethyllysine dioxygenase. Gene Ontology annotation, cellular component: mitochondrion. The transcript is spliced from 9 exons. Gene Ontology annotation, biological process: carnitine biosynthetic process. Gene Ontology annotation, molecular function: iron ion binding; trimethyllysine dioxygenase activity. The record is from RefSeq and is a predicted model, not a curated record. NCBI's taxonomy places the organism in Eukaryota, Fungi, Ascomycota, Sordariomycetes, Hypocreales, Hypocreaceae. The coding region runs from base 1 to 1365 and encodes 454 amino acids.
AUGUCUUUCUUAUCGAAAGGCCGAAUACUGAGCUCCAGCGUUGGCCGCCUCAGCGCAGCUCAGAGCACACAGGCAUGGUGCCUCAACCUUCGGCAAACCUCGGCUGCCCUCCCACGGCCACGAUCCUACGCGACAACGCUUGAGUCAAGCCCCAAGGGCCUCGUUCUCCAGAGCACCGAUUCUGGAUCGCCAGUGAAAGCCGAGUUGUCCAAGAUAUGGCUCCGCGACAACUGCUGUUGCGCUCAGUGCGUAAACCAGGAUACCCUGCAGCGCAACUUUGACACCUUUGCGAUACCCAAGGACAUCUCACCUGCGGAAAUCUCGCCCAAGUCUGACGGUGUCGACAUACUAUGGUCGGACUCUCAUAGGAGCCACUAUACUUGGUCUUGGCUGAGUAGUAAUCUCCAGCGCACCAAGCAUAAGGACCUCUCAAAUCAAGAUGACAGAAGCUUAUGGGGCGCAACCAUAUCUUCAGCUCCUCCAGAGGUCGACUUUGCUAGUGUCAUGAACCGCUCCUCUUCUAAGGGAAUGACCGAGCUGACCAGCAAGAUUGUCUGUAUAUGCUGCAUUCCCACGAUGCAAUGGUGGAAAACUCACCAGAAGCAGCGCCGAUACGGUUUUUGUUUCGUCGUCAACUCCCCCAAGACGCCAGAAGAUACCGAGAAGCUCCUAGAAAGCAUUGGCCCCAUUCGAAAUACUCAUUACGGGGGCUUUUACGACUUCAUCCCCAAUCUUGCCCUCGCUGAUACGGCUUACACCAAUCUGGCCCUCCCAGCACACACGGACACGACCUAUUUUACGGAACCCGCGGGUCUACAAGCCUUCCACCUGUUGUCUCAUACACCGCCCACGAACAAGCCCGCGUCAGAGGUGCUGGGCGGACAAUCGCUGCUGGUAGACGGAUUUCACGCUGCUGAGACGCUCAAGAGGGAGUCGCCAGAAGAAUUUGAGAUACUGCACAAGGUCAAGCUCCCGUGGCAUGCGAGCGGCAACCAGGGCGUGGCGAUUGCACCAGACAUGGCAUAUCCUGUGAUUGAGAUCGAUGGCGACAAGCUGCACAGGAUCAGAUGGAACAACGACGAUCGCGGUGUUGUUCCCCUGGAUGUCGACGUUGAUGCGUGGUAUGAAGCGGCGCGAAGAUGGGAUGAGAUCCUGAGGCGUAAAGAUCACGAAUACUGGUUUCAGCUGGAGCCGGGGCGAGUACUGAUCUUUGAUAACUGGCGAGUGCUCCACGGGAGAAGCGCAUUUGAGGGAUUGCGGCGCAUCUGCGGCGCCUAUAUUCCCCGCGAUGACUUUAUUUCGCGCUGGAAAUUGACCAACUUUCCGCGUGAGGAUGUGAUUGCCUCUAAUAUGCAACUGCGGUAA